CAAUAGUAUACGGUGUCCCCAGUGGUAGUGCAAAAAAGCGUAAGCCACCAGAGCUUGAUACAACUUCAGUUGCCAACAAAAUAAUCAAGACUGAGGACCCAAUUUUGAUAGAAGAAGACAUGACAACAGCAACUGACCAGGCAUACAUGGGAGGAAAUAACAGUGCAAUGGCAGAACAAGGUGCUUGGGCUAGUAACUAUGGGAACCAUGAUAGCACUGUUGCUGACAUUUCAACUGUGGGCCCAUCUCAAAAAUCACCAUAUGGUUAUCCUGAGCCUGUAGAAGUAGAAGAUACAUACACAUGUGAAUUAUGUGUGACACAGUUCCCCACUAUACGGUGCGUUGAAUACCAUAAACAACUUGUCCACAACAAGUUUUGUGAUGUUUGUAACACUCGACUAGAUCAGGAAUCUGAUGCAGCUAUCUUGGAACAUGGAUUAACUCAUAAGCACACCAAAUCACACCAAUGUUCACACUGUUUCAAGUUGUUUAAUUCUGCAGCAGGAUUAAAAGUACACCUGGGCAAUGACCUGAGGUGCUUAAUGUGUGGACACCAGUUCUUGAGGAGUGGUAAAACUUCCCACAUGAGACAAUGUAAGAAGCAGCACCCAAUAUAAUAAAACCCAAAGACCCUUACUGGUAUUAGAACAUAAUAGUUGGAUUUACAACCCAAUAUGUACACUUGUAUGGUAACACAUGUUUGGGGCUCAUGGCGAUGUUUAAAUAUCUCACACAUAGAUUCUAAAGUGACAUUUGUACAUCAUGUGGAGUUGAAUACACAUAUUUAUAUAGGGAAAUACAAAUCCUAUACCUUCUGCUUAGUAACAUACACAAUUAUCCAAUUUUUGAGUAAUCUUGCUAUUAAACACCUAAUACAUUGAACUCAUAAUGACAUAUAGACAUACAAUAUAAGGGAUUUAUUCUAUAAAAGCAUAUCAACACCUAAUGCAAGAGGCUUCAUAGUGGCAUUGAAACACCUAAUGCAAGAGGCUUCAUAGUGG
Molecule: messenger RNA, 1001 nt
Organism: Owenia fusiformis
Lineage: Eukaryota; Metazoa; Annelida; Polychaeta; Sabellida; Oweniidae
Source: the annotation of a GenBank genome assembly